AUGUCUUCUUCUAGAUCCACAAUUAGAGGCUCAGAUGUUCUUGUUAAAAGCGAAGAAUUAGAUGUGGGGUACUGCAAAGAGCAUGGCCGUUCAAAUGAAGCGUUUUGCGAAGAGUGCAGAGUUGUUAUCUGUCCAACCUGCAUAAUGUUUGGGUCUCACAAAGGCCAUUCAGUCCAAUCUCCCAAUUUAGCAUCUCGAUUUAUUAGAGAUAAAAUAGAUAAAACAACAAAAUCUGGAAAACUGAACCCUGAAUACACUGAUAGGUUUUUAGCUGACAUACGAGAUGCGAAGCACAAAGCAAUGACCCUUGAAGAAACCGUUAUCCAAAAAAUAGAUGAAGACUUCAGAAAGCUGAAAACUGCUUUAAAAAAGCGACGAGAAGAGCUAAAAGAGUCUGUAUUUGACCAUUUUGAAACAGAAAUUGAAAAAAUCGCAGAGCAGGAGCGAAAAUGGGAAGAAAAAGAAAGCCUCAGCAAAAUGCUACUUGAAAACUCAAGUAACCCAGACGACGAAGCCCUUGUGAAAAACUCUUUAACCGUAUUAAAUGCUAUUGACAGCUUAAACGAAGACGUAGAGUUCAAAACAGUCAAGCUUAUCACGAGCAUAGACCUCAGCUUUAACUCAGCUGCCCAAGGUGUAAGUUUAGGCUUCUCUCAGCUCAUUCACGGCCUAGAAGAAAUUGGGAAAUUCGGUGACAACAAACAACUUCAAUUCCGAGCAUAA
Molecule: messenger RNA, 723 nt
Organism: Blepharisma stoltei
Lineage: Eukaryota; Ciliophora; Heterotrichea; Heterotrichida; Blepharismidae
Source: the annotation of a GenBank genome assembly